ACACGCAUGCGUCCUGGAUCUCCGGGCAGGCAGCGGGAUGUAGCGCCGCUGCUGUGGCUCAGUGCGCCCCGAGCAUCCAGAGCGCACGGUUACAAUGAGCUUCCCCAUCGGUCCGACUGAGAGCCAGCGUCAGUACCGACAUCCCAGCAGCAGACACACCGCCACAGACACCAGCUCCGUCCGCCCGCAGCAGGAUGCCCGGGGGAAAGAGAGGGCUUGUGGCACCGCAAAACACUUUUCUGGAGAACAUAGUCCGGCGUUCAAGUGAGACCAGCUUUCUCCUGGGAAACGCCCAGAUCGUGGAGUGGCCCAUAGUUUACAGUAAUGACGGAUUCUGCAAGCUGUCUGGCUUCCACAGAGCCGAGGUCAUGCAGAAGAGCAGCACAUGCAGUUUUAUGUACGGAGAGCUGACAGACAAGAAGACCAUCGAUAAAGUCAGACAGACGUUCGACAAUUAUGAAUCUAACUGCUUUGAAAUCCUGCUGUACAGAAAGAACAGAAGUCCUGUUUGGUUCUACAUGCAAGUGGCUCCCAUCAGGAAUGAGAAUGACAAGGUGGUGCUGUUCCUCUGCACUUUUAAGGACAUUACCCUCUUCAAGCAGCCCAUCGAAGAUGAAACUACUAAAGGAUGGACCAAAUUUGCACGGCUCACACGUGCACUCACCAACAACCGCAACACGCUACAGCAACUGGCGCCUAUUGGCAAACAUGAAGUCAGCCAUAAACAGUCCAGACUGGCUGAGGUUUUGCAGCUAAACUCUGACAUCCUCCCGCAGUACAAGCAGGAAGCUCCCAAGACACCACCUCACAUAAUACUUCACUACUGCACCUUCAAGACCACUUGGGACUGGGUUAUCCUCAUCCUCACCUUCUACACGGCCAUCAUGGUGCCCUACAAUGUCUCUUUUAAGACCAAGCAGAACAACAUUGUUUGGCUGGUGCUAGACAGCGUAGUCGACGUCAUCUUCCUGGUGGAUAUCGUUCUAAACUUCCACACCACCUUCGUGGGGCCCGGCGGAGAGGUGAUCUCCGACCCCAAACUCAUUCGGAUGAACUAUUUGAAGACUUGGUUCGUCAUCGACCUGCUGUCGUGCCUGCCCUAUGACAUCAUCAAUGCCUUUGAGAAUGUGGAUGAGGGCAUCAGUAGCCUGUUCAGCUCUCUGAAGGUGGUCCGCCUGCUGCGUCUGGGCCGGGUAGCCAGAAAAUUGGACCACUACCUGGAGUACGGUGCUGCAGUUCUGGUCCUCCUGGUCUGUGUGUUUGGACUGGUGGCUCACUGGCUUGCCUGCAUCUGGUACAGCAUCGGAGACUACGAAGUUAUCGAUGAAGCCACCAACACCAUCAAGAUGGACAGUUGGCUUUAUCAGCUGGCUAUCAGCAUUGGAUCGCCUUACCAAUACAAUGCCAGCGGUUCUGGAGAAUGGGAGGGCGGCCCUGGCAAGGAUUCUCUGUACAUCACGUCGCUGUAUUUCACCAUGACCAGCUUGACGACCAUUGGAUUUGGAAACAUUGCCCCCACCACAGACGGAGAGAAGAUCUUUUCUGUGGCGAUGAUGAUGGUGGGAUCUCUGCUUUAUGCCACCAUCUUUGGAAAUGUGACCACCAUUUUCCAACAGAUGUAUGCCAACACCAAUCGCUACCAUGAGAUGCUCAACAAUGUCAGGGAUUUCCUGAAACUCUACCAAGUUCCCAAGGGUCUAAGUGAGAGAGUGAUGGACUACAUCGUCUCCACCUGGUCCAUGACCAAAGGCAUCGACACGGAAAAGGUCUUAUCCAUCUGUCCCAAGGACAUGCGGGCCGACAUCUGUGUCCAUCUCAACAGGAAGGUGUUCAAUGAACAUCCAGCAUUCAGGUUAGCUAGUGAUGGCUGCCUGCGCUCACUGGCAGUGGAGUUUCAGACCACCCACUGCGCACCAGGAGACCUGAUCUUUCACGCCGGGGAGAGCGUUGACACCCUCUGUUUCGUGGUGUCGGGGUCACUGGAGGUCAUCCAGGACGAUGAAGUCAUUGCCAUCUUAGGAAAAGGUGACGUGUUCGGAGAUGUCUUUUGGAAAGAAACCACUCUUGCACAUGCGUGUGCAAAUGUUAGAGCACUUACCUACUGUGACCUCCACGUCAUCAAGAGGGAAGCUUUGCUCAAAGUUUUGGAGUUUUACAGUUCCUUCGCCAACUCUUUCUCCCGCAACCUCAUCCUCACCUGUAACUUGCGCAAGCGGAUAAUUUUCCGCAAGAUCAGUGAGGUGAAAAAGGAGGAGGAGGAGAGACAGCGAGCGAAGAACGAGGUACAGCUCACCAUCCCACAGGACCAUCCUGUCCGGAAACUUUUCCAGAAGUUCAAGCAGCAGAAGGAGCUCCGCAACCAAGGAGCCGCAGCUGCCUCGCAACUGGACCUGGAGAAGAACCAGCUGCAGGUGGAGCACCACCAGCACCUGCAUCCCCACACCCUGCAGCUCGGCCACUCCAGUCUGCAGCACUCCCUGCCACUCACCCUGCAGCGGCCCCUCACCUCCAUGCAGAACGGGGCUCCACCCAGCAGCAGCGUUCUGACUGUGUCUCAGGUCACACCCAUGCAGAGCUCUCUGGCUUACGGCCAUCCCAGCGAGGCACCUGCAAAGCAGAACAACUGUGACAUCAUGGAGCUGCAACCCAGUUCUGCUGGAGGGGGCAGCGAGCAAACUGUCAGGCUCAAAGUCAGCACGAGCCCUGCGCUUGCAAAGCCGGCCGCCAAGGCGAGUGGCUGGAUGCGCCUCAAAAACAACAUGGCUCCGGCAGAGACGAGGAAGGAGGGUCUUAACAACAAUGUCAAGGCUGUUUCCGUGGAGAUGCUCUCUCAGGACGGUAAAGGUCGGGAAGCAGGGGGGAGCAGGGAUGGAGAGGAAGGUGGGGUCUCCAGCAACAACCCACUUCGCAAGACGGACUCAUGUGACAGUGGAAUCACUAAGAGCGAGCUGCGCAUUGACCGAGCAGGGGAGCCGCGGACCCCAGCGGCAGUUACCCCACUUCUCCACAGCCCUCUUCCCGGAGGAGUGGGGUCCCCUCACUCUUUCUGCCCCAUACCGGAACAGGCCCUGCAGGCCGCAUUGCACGAGACCCGGAUGGAGCUCCGGGGGGACAUCCAGACUCUGGGAGGCCGUCUGGGCGCCCUGGAGAGUCAGGUAGCUGAAAUUAUCAAACUGCUGUCGGAUAAGAGACAGCCGUCCACGGGGGCGCCACCUGCCUCUGCAACACCCAAAACCAAAAUACAACGGCAAGACAUUUUCACCGUCUCCAGGCCCGUUUCUCCAGACUCAGAGAAGGACGAUGGGCUCUGAAGAGAGCUGAACCAGCGGUGCAGAGUGCGCAUUGGACUAACAGAGAUUAUAUUAACAUUAGCUCUAUCAAUUCAAGGUUACUCACAUUUUUGGGCAUCCUCUUGGACUCUCGUACACCGCUGGUCUCAAUUUCCAAUUGGAAAAAAAAAACUGGCUUCUUGUUUGCACACUGAUUUUUUUGUCUCCCGGUCAUGUGGGAGUCUUUACUCUCCAGUGACCCGGACUCUGUUUUCUUUUUGAUUGUACAUACCUCUCUAUGCAUGUCCAGCUGGAUUCUGGCCUGCCAAAGAAACAACUACUAAACGUACUUAUUGCCUGUAUAUUAUGCAGUUGACUGCAUGCAAAUAAGAUUCAAAGAGACAUUUUAUUGAGCUACACUGUACAUAUAAAUAUUUUUCAUUGAUGAAUUUACUAUGUGGACAUUCAGGGUUUGCAUACUAGUAGCACUAUAAACAUUGAAUAUCUCAAAGGGUUUACAGGCAGUUGGAUUGUGCAUGGAUUAUUUAUACAUAGAGAAGUCAUAAAGGGACAGAGGUUUUGUUUCAUUUCUUUUGCCUGUCAGAUGAAGCAGAUGUUUGAUUCUGUUCUCACGCCACAGAGAUGCUCGGAUGUGAGGAUCAGCAUCUGUUAAAACAGGGAGGGAAAUUUCUGAUAUGUUUUUUUUAAUAUAUAUAUAUAUAUAAUAAUAAUAAUCAUUGAUUUCUAUUUUUGAUUACAGAAAUGCCCUUGGCCUCAGUUUGAUAUCUGGUAAACCCUGAAAAAUGCUUGUUUUGUUUGAGCCCUUCUUGUGUCUAUGCAUCGCUCGGGUACGCCGCCAGAAUAUUGUACCUUUGUAAUCUCGUUGAUGAAUGAUUUUUUUUGUUUUGUUUUCUUUUGGUUUUUUGUUCCAUUCCUCUGCAUGAAUCAGGGAUGGCAGAAUGCACUUUUGGGUAAAGUUGGGGUGACAAGAAGGCUUUAGGGAAAUAACACAGUUCACGCAAAAGUCCACUCAGCACAGUGACAUGUAAUCCCACGGCCCCAGCGACACACACGGCAGUCUUAACCAGCUAGCGUCUCUCUCUGAAGUCUGCUCUGAAUUCCAUUAAGCAGCAACAGCUUUGCCUCAAAGCUAGCAAGUAAUAAACAUGGAAUAGUGUACUUUCUAUGAUAUCAUUUUUUGUAAAAAAUCUGCAUGCGAAGGAGCAGUUUUAUGCUCCGCAGUGCUUACAAAUACACGUGUGAGAAGUGACACAUUUGCUUCAAACAUGCAGUGUGAAGGCGUCUCGUGGUGUGAACCCUGAAGGCUCGCAAAGACCUUUUCUUCACAGAAGGCAGAUCAGUCGGUUUGUCAGAAGUCACGGUCUUUUCAGGUCCUCUAUGAAUCGGAUGAUUCCCUCCUCCUACCAGCGCUCGUUCCCUGAAAACACACACACACACACACACACACACACACACACACACACACACACACACACACUCUCAGAAUCAUAUUUAAUAAGACAAUGUUAAGAACACAAAUGUACAGUAGCCAUCAUGAAAGUUUCAUAAACUUUUAUUUUCUGGUGGCUAUAUCAAAUGAAUAGCUGAAUGAAUAAUAAGUUAAAUAGUGAACAGUAGUAAAUAUGCCAAAAAGUAAAGAAUUAGAUUCGAAAUGGAGGAUUUUGCAGUUUGUCCUCUGCACAGUGAAUGGUUUGGUUUAAUCACAAGAACCUGUUUUGAUGCUGCUGCAAAGUAUCUUCUAAGACUAUAGUGGUCAAAUCCAACAGCUAGACAGUUGGAUAAAAAACAAUUAAUUCUUAUUUUAUUUAUAAAGCAUCAAAUCACAACAACAGCCACCUGAAGGCGCUUUAUAUUGUAAGAUAAACCCUAUAAUAAUACAGAGAAAAUCUCAACAAUCACUUAACUGCCUAUGAAACAAGCACUUGGUGACAGUAGGAAGGAAAAACUCCCUUUUAGCAGGAAGAAACCUCUGGAUGUCGCUUCCUCUGCCCAGAGAGCGACAGCCAUCUGCUGCAACCAGUUGGGAGUGAAGGGAGGGCAACAGGACAAAAAAAGAGAUAAUCUGUUAUAUUUCCUUUUUCAAAAGAGUGGACAGGUGUGGAAACUGCUUUUACAAGAAAUCUAACGACAUAAAAAGAAACUCCUUCUAACCCUAUGCCAUAACCUUCCAAGCCAUUCAGUCAUUCCAGGCUUUGUUGAGCCAAGGUUAAGGCAUAGGGUUGAAAGGGAUUCAUGGUUAUGUCAUAAGUUCUCUUGUAGAUUUCCUGCUGCUGAAGGCUAAAUCAGUCCUUAGAGGGAACCUGCAUGCAAUUAUUUCUAUAUCAUAUUAAAAUCAAUCCUCUCAAUAUUUAACCUCACUUUACAUCUUUGCUGAGUUUCUGAGCAGAGAAGGUAAUCUCUCUAAUCUCCCAUUUGAACAAAUAGGAGUACAAGCCCUAAAGAUGUCUUCCAGGAGGCUGUCAGGAACAAAUCUUACCUCUUUGGAUUCACAUUAACCAGACUAAUGCGUCACACUGAACUUGAUUGACUGUCAGAAUGUCAGGGCAAUUCAAACUGCUGAUCCAGGAAAUCAACAGAUCAGACAAAUUAGUAGCUUUGGCAAAACACCAAGCAGAUACAUCUAAACGCAAGUUCCAAAGGGAUCCCCCUUCACUGUUGACAUAAAACAUGUAGUCUAGAAAGUGGUGAAAUGUAAUCAAUUGUUACUCUAUGGAUGAAUGUACACUGCUUGAUUUGUGAAGUCAAAGUGACCAGUAUCAAGAAUUCUAACAAAGCAGAACCUAGAUGCCUUUCAGUGGUGCUAUUGGCACCAUGUCUUCUUUCUGUUCUCACACCUCAUCUCUGCCCCCUUUGCAUGCCGUUAGGAUUCACUGCAGAAAUUUAAACCAUCAUGACUACACAAACUGACAUAGUGACCAUUUCAGAAGACAAAUAUUGUGCUGUCUGAUCUUGACUGACAGCCAUGCUUAAAAAAUAAUAAAUUAAGGUAUGUUUUGCUAUAAUUUUAAUGAGCCCAGUUACAACUCUUGAUUUUUAUUCUGGAGAAACUUCACCAAAACAACAGUGUCAUUUUUGGUGCAGCAGAAAUGAAACAUUUAUUCUGAAUGUUCCUGCCAUUUCUCAUGAUUAUAGGUGUGCAGGCUCAUUCAGAUUAAUUUCUCUCUGUUCUCUACAGGCAGAAAAAUAAUGAGAAAUUAUAACUUUAUGAUGCUAAUUGGCAUAAAAUCACUGUAGUCCGAGUUAGACAUUAGAUUUCUGUCACGACAUGCUAAUCAGGUUGUUCAAUUUGGAAAGAAUACAGUUUUAAUGGCUGCAGUUAUGCAAAUGACAACAUUUAAUUUAAAUUGGAAAUUCAUCCUGUCAGCACAGGCCCAUUCCCUCUACCAACAUUUUUUUUUCCACUCACACUUGGUCACUUGCCAUGGCGGGCCAUAUUCUCUGUGCUUCAGGCCGCUAAGCAGAUCCCCUGCUGGAAUCAGCAGCAAGUGCCUUGCUCAGGGGAAACGCAGCAGCAUUUUCAGUCAACUUGGCUCCAGUGAUUGUUGCAGAAAUCAUUUUCAAUGAUGGUUACCAAUGGAUGUGUGUACAUGCCAGUGUGCUUCACGUCACUUAACACUUGUAGUGAAUCUCACCCAGAGCUAUGCAAACAAUUGAUCUCUAUGGUUUCUUCUUUCUUCUGCAGUGUGAUAGGUCAUAGAGAUGAUAGAUAGGUAAGCCAGGAUUAGAGUAACUAUUCAAAGUAUAUCCAUCAAGUGGUAUUUACAUUGAUCUCUUGCUUCACCACAAAAUGUGACACUAAUCAAAUGAUCUAACCCAGUUUUUAUUGUAAGGGAAGAAAGUGAAUUAAUUGGUUUGGAAGCUCGUUACCCGCAAUCAUAUGCACUGAUGAGUUCUCAUGUUACAAACUGGUGAAACACUCACACACUUGAAAUUUGGACAGGAGAUCUUGAAAACAAUCUUCUCUCAAGCCAAAGGCUACAUCCCACAUAUUGGCCUGCAUAUAUUCAAAGUUCUCCAACUGAAGCUGUGAAAUUCCGUUUAAGAUCUAUUUUUGUUCACACUUUGCACCGUGCAUGGUGAGGCCUACCAAACAAGCUUAUUUAGCCACAGUAACAUAGUACAAGACAAAAAUACACUGCGGUCAUUAAUGUUUGUGGAUCUGCAGAUGGUAGUGUGUGAAAGGGUUUUGUAGUUUGACCAACUGGGCAUGACUCACUGUGACUUUACCCCCACCUCACACUCAUCUAGCAACAAAGACUCUUCUUUGGAAAUGUUAAAAGCUUUUUAGGAAACUAGGAAAUCACUUACUGACACAGCAGGAGGAGGAGUGAGUGCAGCAGUAAAAUUAAUUACUCAAUAGUUCUCAGAAAGCACCAAACAUCCCAGAUUUUUUGUCUUCUUAAGUCUAGGGAGAAUCUCAAAGACUUAUGUUUUGUCAGAUGUUAUCAUAUUAUAGUUUAUAACAAAAAUAAAGCCACAAUACAAGACAAACUCCUUAGAAACAUUUUAAGAUAUUAAAAGGAUCAUUUCUUUAAAUUCGUGGCUGUGGAGGAGACUAAUACGUUUUCACAAAAAUGACAUGAGAUCAAUGUCACAUACUCGUGUUUGGAGGAUAUUAUAUGCUGUUUUUCUCUACCUGAAGGCAACAGUAGUAAUCACUUGUUACAACCCAGGUGAGCUGAUAAACAUCUCUGAAUGGACAAUGUGUUGAACCUUGAAGCAGGUGAAUGCUUGGAUUCAUCCUACCUUGUAUGAACAUUUCAGGCUAGUAGCGGUGUUGGUGGUGGAAGGGUGUAGGGGGUAUUUUCUUUGCACAUUUUGGGCCCUUUAGUAUGAAUAUAGCAUCAUGUUAAUGUCAACACCCUACCUAUGUUGUUGCUGACCGUGUCCAUCCCUUUAUAAUCAGUGUAGCCAUCUCCUGAUGGCUGCAGGAUAACGGGCAGUAGAUUCACACAGUAAUGGUAUCAAGUCAAUAUGGGUGAGAAGCUCUGAGGCAGGAAGGAUUAAGGCUGUUUAAAAGGCAAAAGUAGGUCUGACAUGGUGUGUCGGUCAGGGCAUGAUCUUUUUCUAAAACCAAGUGUAUUAGUUGCCUAAACCUAACCAAACAACAAGCGAAUAUCUCGUUGAAGUCCGAAACAAAAUGGAAGAAAAAAAAAAUACCCCAGUUUCUUAUCUUUUCUGUCAGAGUAUCACAAAGAUGUCAUGUUUGUACUCGUUCCACAUGGAGUUCAAAUUAAAAUGAACUGUGUCAUUAAAAUUUAGCUUUACCAGGAAGACAUAGUGGCUUUAGAGUGUCAAUCCAAACUUCUGCAAAAGUGCUAAUCAGAUCAAUCCACCAUGAAGGUUUCUUUUUGUAAUUUUUCAUUAAAAACCAUGUAUUGGUCUAUGUGUUCUCUAUAAACAGACACAUAUCGACUUUUUAUAGUUUCCUUGUAGUCCAGGUACUACAGACCUACAGAGGGUCUGAGCACGGUCUGGUUUUAUGCAGGUAAACAUGGAGUCAACAGUUUAGAAACCAUCAGCUGCCAUUUAAUGAUGGUUUAGCUUUUUGCAAGUACUUAAAAAUGUACUUGUAUUUUGUAAACAAUGCAAACAAUGAUCAGCAGACGGAACAGGAAGUCUUGACCUGGAUGCAAAGCUCAAAAUAUUGGUUUCCAAUUGGUUGUCUGUUUUUCACACAGCAGCAAGUCUUAAGACAAGCCUGUGAGCACCUUGGAAGUGCUAAGUAAGAUCAAGUUUGAAGAAGUAACCCUAAAUUUUGCAUUAGCAAUACUGCUAUUCUGUCCUCAGACAUAAAAAUCAUCCCCUGAGUAGUUGCAGUACAUGAUGAGGUGCAGGACAGGGGGCCUCACAGGAGAACUUGCAGCACUGGAUCGGGUUUGAGAGCUUUCCUGUCAGCGAAUUUGCCUGAAACUUUACGGCUUGUGUGAGGAGAAACAGGCAGCAGUGUCCUCGUCCUCUGCUUUAUUAAUUUGACAAGAGAGUGAAGGGCAACUCUGUGAUCUGAGGCCUAUAUACACACAGACACACACACCUACACACAAACCUUUCAGCACAGGAUUUUUCGGCUUUGCCGCUUGAAUGUACAAACCCCCCUCCACCCCCACCCCCACUCCAAAUACUGUCCCCUCUCUGCGCUCUGAGAAUUUCAUCUGGAGUAGGGAUGGAAGUUUUUCCUUUCUCUCUUCUUUUCUUUUUAUUUCUGGAAAAAAUGUUUUGCUUUUCUCUACUUUUUGAAAGCGUCCCUUUUCUGCGUCUUUUGCCUUGAACCUGAUAGGAGGUCCUGCUCUGUCUCACUUCUUUUUCCUGGGAGCACCUUGGUUUUUUAAAAUUGUAAUAUUUAUUUAUUUAUUUUUUGUCAUUUUAGGUCUCCUACACCUUCACACUUCUGAUCCUCCAUUCCCUCUCCCUUCUCCCACUCACAUAACCCCAACUCGCUCCCUUCAGCAUGUUGAUGAAGCACCGUCUUCUUUGUCGUGCCGACUGACUGACAAACCAUAAACGCGCCAAUCUUGGGAUGGGCGGGCACGACCGAGGGGCCUCAUUUAUUAAAAUUAUCCUUUGGUUUGUAUUCGAUUCUGCGUAGUGCAUCCGAGAUGACUCAAAAAGAAAUGGAAGUCAUUUCUCGGAGAGUGAUAGAAUUGUUUUUUAUCUUUUCACUUAUCGACACAACUUGCAGACUUUUCUCACCUGAAUUAGUUUUUCAUCAAUCUCACCUUUAGCUCAAACUUUGGAUCCUUUUAAUAAAUGGGGCCCACUAGAAAAGCUUUUCUAUUUUUUUCUGCUGGAAUGUUUUCAAUUUCUACUGUAUUGUUGAAGCAGUGGUAUGAAACAGCACUGGAUUCCCACACUGACUCAUGUAUUGUUUUGCAGUUGCACACCUAAACUGUAGUGUCAGAAUAAUAAACAUCCGUCUGGGAUACUCUCGCUGG
This is a messenger RNA of Oreochromis niloticus (Nile tilapia), 10222 nucleotides long. It is a transcript of the gene kcnh5b, whose product is annotated as potassium voltage-gated channel, subfamily H (eag-related), member 5b. The transcript is spliced from 13 exons. The coding region runs from base 195 to 3311 and encodes 1038 amino acids. Gene Ontology annotation, biological process: potassium ion transmembrane transport; regulation of membrane potential. Gene Ontology annotation, cellular component: voltage-gated potassium channel complex; plasma membrane. The record is from RefSeq and is a predicted model, not a curated record. Gene Ontology annotation, molecular function: voltage-gated potassium channel activity. Lineage: Eukaryota; Metazoa; Chordata; Actinopteri; Cichliformes; Cichlidae.